UGGGAACGAGUUAACGGGCAACACCAACCUCAUCACGCACUACAACCUGGAGCACGCCUACAACAAGUUCUGUGGGAAGAAGGUGAAGGAGAAGCUCAGCAACUUUCUACCAGAGUUACCAGGUAUGAUCGACUGUCCAGGCACUCAGGAUGGCAGCUCAUUGCGCUCUCUGAUUGAUAAGCCUCCAGUGUGUGGGAACUCCUUCAGCCCACUGACCGGCGCUCUGCUCACAGGCUUCAGACUACACACAGGACCGCUCCCAGAACAGUACAGACUAAUGCACAUACAGCCCCCAAAGAAGAAGAGCAAACACAAGCACAAACACCAUCGACCACAGGACCCACUACCACAAGAAACUCCAUCAGACUCUGAUCCCAAGAAGAAGAAGAAAAAGAGGGACGACGAUCCUGACCGCAAGAAAAAGAAGAAAGACAAGAAAAAGAAGAAGAACCGCCACAGUCCCGACCACCCCGGCCUUGCUGGAUCACAACCCAACAGCAACAGCCUCAGAUAGACAGGAGCCCACUGUGUGCAUGCCUGUGUGUGUGAAUGUGUGUGUGACUGUGCAUUUUGUAAGAGGACGCGUGCGUGUGUUUUACAGAUAAUUGUAUUAUUGAGAGUAUGUUUAACAAGAGAGGGGAUGAAUCAAGUGGUUGCAUGUGUGAGAGUGAAAGGAGCAGCAACACAGUGGAUGUGGGUGAUGACCAGAAGACAUGUUACAGAACAGUGUAAAAGACAGAAAGAUGGUUUUAUGGAUGUCUGAGCAGGCACUGUAUGUAUGUCCCCCUUUUGAUUUUGUUGUGAUAUCUUUUGACCAUAAUGCCAAAAUCAAAUAAACUUUGGUUAUUAUCUUUG
This is a messenger RNA of Lates calcarifer (barramundi perch), 855 nucleotides long. RefSeq names its product mediator of RNA polymerase II transcription subunit 19-B-like. Gene Ontology annotation, molecular function: transcription factor binding; transcription coregulator activity. Gene Ontology annotation, cellular component: mediator complex. Gene Ontology annotation, biological process: positive regulation of transcription by RNA polymerase II. The record is from RefSeq and is a predicted model, not a curated record. Lineage: Eukaryota; Metazoa; Chordata; Actinopteri; Centropomidae.